AUGUCAACUCCAUAUUCCACAACUAUUCAAUUGUCUACCAAAAGUGGACCAUUAGCACAAAUCUGGUUAGCAUCUAAUAUGUCAAAUAUUUCAAGAGGUUCUAUUUUACAAACAAACAUUACAGAGUCUGUCGGUGAAAUUGCAAAAAUUUCAGGCUUAAAGAACUUUAAUGACAAUUUAAAUAAUGAUGAAGAAUCAAUUAGUAAUAUCACUUUAAGAACUUCUGGUGAAUUAUUACAAGGCAUUGUCAGAGUUUAUUCGAAACAAGCUACUUUCUUAUUAUCCGAUAUUAAAGAUGCUUUAAUCAAAAUAAGUUCUCUUUUUAAAUCAAACCAAAGAAUCUCUAUGACAUUAAGUAAAGAAAAUACCAUUGCUAGAAUAGAUCAAUUGUUUUUACAAGAUCAAGUCACUGAAAAUGACGUGUUAAGCACCCCAGGAUUGGAAUUUUUAAAUGAAACAACCAUACCAGAAGGCUUGAAUACAAAUGAUAUCAAUGAUAAUAAUUCUAUGCAACGAAAAGUAACAGGUGCUGCUUUAGAUAACAACUUCACAAAUAAUAACAGUAAUAUGGCAUGGGAUACUUCAAUUGAAAUUGGUAGAAGAUUUAAUCCUGAUAAUGAUUUAGAAAAUUACCACUCUUCUGCUUUAGAUUUAGAUUUUGAUUUAUAUGAAGAAAAUCAUGAUAAUAUGACGAGCGAUAAAAAUAAUGAUACUGGUUCAAAAAGUGGAAGUUGGAUUGAAGGUACUGGUUCACAUUUAUCACAAAAUAGUAGGCUAGAUACUGAUAUUGAAAAACGUUCACAUCUAAUCCACGAUUCUGAUUUCGCAUUAGAUUCUGAAAACGUUGGAAUUAAUGAUGAUGUGGACUGGGAUUUAGGUAUAACGGAAUCCAAUGGCAAACCAAAUGAUAACAAUGAUAAUAAUCUAGACAGAUCUAUCGAAUUAGGCAGAAGGGCAAGUAUUGCAAGUCAGGUAGAACAACCAACAGAUUUUGGCUUUGACUUAGACAUUGGCAAAGAUUUAAUAGCAGAAGAGGAGCUUAUGGCGGAAGAAGAAGAAGAUAAUUUAUCAAAUUCAGAGAAAAGUAGAUUAAAUUCAAUUAAAAAGCAGAAGCCUCUUAAGCAUUCCGAAUUAACAAAUGCGAGAAAAUUAGUUGAAGAUGUAGAAAUAGAAUUGAAAGACGAAAUAGUAAGACGUGAUAAUAGCGACGAGGAGACUGCGAUGCCAACAAAUUAUGAUCAAAGUUCUUCAAAAGCUUACUUAGAAAGAAUGACAGAAAAAAGAUUAAAUGAUGACAUUGUACAAAGUCUAAAUUAUAUUCCAUCAAGUAUUGUAAAAAAUUAUAUCCAAUUUGAUUCUAAAAGAUUCAAAUUAAAUAACGAGAAUGAGAAUGAUCUUGAUAUGAAUUUAAGUUUUGUGGAAGAUGAUAUGAUUAGUGCAUCUGUGAUUGAAAAUAAUGACGUUGUUUCUAAUGAUGACAAUGAAGAUGAGAGUGACCAUCUAUUGCAACUCAAUGCAGAUUUAUCAUAUCCAGAAACAGAUGUAUCUGCUGAUAAUUUAAUUAUAACCAUGCAUGAUGAUGCUAAGGUUAAAUUAGUGUCAGGGGAAGUAGUUUCUAAAAAUACAACAGAAAUGGCAGAAUUGUUGAGAAACCAGUUUAUCGAUAAUGACAAAUUAUCAUUCGGUGAUCUUUUGAGAUCAAAUCACAAUAAAAAAUUCGAUGAUUCUAACAUACCUAUAAGUAAACAUGAAGCCAGUAAAGACUUUUUUGAAAUGUUAUCAUUAGCCACAGCAGGUUGUGUUGAUCUUCAUCAAGAUGAGACGUUUGGAUCAAUUAAUAUUCAAAGCAGAUCUCCUCUAUACGAAAAAUUUGUUGAAGCUUAA
This is a messenger RNA of Tetrapisispora phaffii CBS 4417, 1884 nucleotides long. RefSeq names its product kleisin alpha (gene MCD1). The transcript has a single exon. Gene Ontology annotation, biological process: synaptonemal complex assembly; replication-born double-strand break repair via sister chromatid exchange; mitotic sister chromatid cohesion. Lineage: Eukaryota; Fungi; Ascomycota; Saccharomycetes; Saccharomycetales; Saccharomycetaceae. The record is from RefSeq and is a predicted model, not a curated record. The coding region runs from base 1 to 1884 and encodes 627 amino acids. Gene Ontology annotation, cellular component: synaptonemal complex; cohesin complex. Gene Ontology annotation, molecular function: protein binding; chromatin binding.